Messenger RNA from Racocetra fulgida, 245 nucleotides. The record is from the annotation of a GenBank genome assembly. NCBI's taxonomy places the organism in Eukaryota, Fungi, Glomeromycota, Glomeromycetes, Diversisporales, Gigasporaceae.
AUGGUAGCAUAGAUAUUUCAGAUGAAUUUGAAACACAAAAUCUUCUUCAAUUUUAUAAAUUAAGAAAUAUUAUUGAUCAAGAAGAAUCUUUUGGCUACGAUCAUGGUAUAUUUCUUGGUCCAAAAUCAGAAAAUACCAUUUUACAAAAUAAUAUUUUAGAUCUUUUAAUCGAAUUUUAUAACAAUGGAGUAACAGGUUAUCAAUUUACCACUUCAGGAGAUAUAUCAGGAAUUGAUCAAAUAUCU